AUGAAAUAAGAGGAUUCUCAGUCACCCAGUCUUUGUGGGUACAUCAACUUCUUCCAAGUCUUGGGGGAAAUGGAAUCGGAGGGUCUAAUCACCCAAUAAGAGAAGAGGAUCAUCAAGCAGAAGAUAACCAUCAAGGAACCCUCACUCAUGCUGCUAUUGUCUCAAUAGUAGGAGGAAACGCAAAUCAAAUCCGAAUUGCUCUCAUACUUGUCCUCUUUUCAGCUCACUCGCUCUAAAUCACACACUCAGGAGUUUGGUUCAUCCAAAAAACAAGGACAACAAUUACAAGUAAGACCGAUACAUAUUUCACAUAGACUCAAAUCAUCCAACUUAUGGAUCAACUGAUCAUCCAAUUGAAAUGCAUGCAACAAUAUGCCAAUCAACAGGUAAUUCUGUUUCGCCUAUUAGUCCAUUAGGCCACCCAAGAAUUCAACUCUAAAAUUCAACAACUCAGAAAUGUACUCAACUCAUUGGAUCAAGACGAAGACGUUGAUUACUCCUACAUUGAACUACUCCAAUCCAAUUAUUCAUUAAUCAAGGUAAUAUUGCCGUUACACUUAGCAAAGGUAUUCUCGUUACAUGAAUUCACUUCUUGAAUUGAUGGAUGAGAAAGUAGAACCCAAAGAUAUCCAGGCAUUCCUCAACACAUUCCUCGAUCAACUCAUCGGCUGCGAAUCCUACAGCUUCAUCCUCCUCAAAGAUCAGAAAGUCCAAAUUCAUUACGACGACAAGUUCGAAGAGUUUCCCAUCACCAAAGAUGUCCUAGACGAACUAGUUAAUUUGCAACAAAUAACUGAAGUUCACUCCUUGAACACACUCAAACACUACUACCAAACACCUCAUCAUUUUAUACUCAAACUCACCGAUUACCAGUAUUUUGUUAUGCAAUUGGAUCCAAAUUUCAAGUCCUUUGUUACUUUGUCCAACAAGUACAAUUACACUGACUCCUUAAUCGAAUUGGCUCAAUUUGUAAUAUACACCUCCCAACAGAUCAAAGUCCAAUACUUCAGCAUCUUGUCCAUUGGAGACACCAUCCUGGAGUUUGGUCUAGAAAUUGUAAGAUGCUCCAAGUACCUACUCAUCGAGAACAUACUCUAAACCAUCAACAAACAAUACUCGAUCCACGAAAUCACUGACAAUCAACCCAACGUGGUCUCCCUCAAAUUUAAGGACUCCUCCUCCUCAUACCUCUUUGCCUCCAAUCUAGAUCUCAAGAAGCAACAGGACCUGCUAGUUUACAACACUGUCAAUCAAAUUUAUCAACGCUACCAACAGUUCAUUAAAUAGUGUUACGAAAGAAUGCAAUUCUACAAGUACUUCUUGAGAUCCAAAAACCUAUUCAUGAUUGACUUCGACAAGCAGGGUCGCUUGCGUUUUUUGAGCAGAGCUUUGUCACAAAAGAUUAAGACCCAAUUUCACAUUGAGAAGAUCCAAAUCGAUUCCACUUACAAAUAGAUAUUCACAUCCAAUCAGCAGAUGCUUCAAAGCAUUGAAAACUACAUUAGUAAUGCAAAGUGGAAAUUGACUUAGCAGGAGGAGGACUAGAAUAAGCAAUUCGAGAUAUUCAUUAGAAAGGAGGAGAAACAAUUUAAGGGAUUCUCCUUAAUCCUAUUAGAGAACGAAUGGGUUCGGAAGAAGACUCAGCCUCCCACUAAUGGAAAGACCAUUAGACAGCAAUUGCUAUAGACCGAGACCAUGGAUUACAUCAAAAAACUGGAAGAAUUUAAUCCUGACAUCAGAAAUUCUGUUGUUGCCAUGUACAUGCCUUAAACGCAGGAGUUCAAUCAAACUGCAUUGCCAUCUCAGAAGACCCCAACUUUGGUUUUCAGGAAGAUUGAUAAGGAAUAGGUUGUUGGAAAGAAUAGUUUCUUUUUUAAACAACGAGAGGAGGAGAGGAGAUUUAUGAAAACAAAUCCAAAUAAAUUUAAUGACGGUCAUCUGAUUCUCAAGGAGGAGGACAAUUAACUAGACUCAAUGGAGUUCAACAUUCAUUUGGUAAUACAUAGAAAUAAUUUAGCUUAAAUCUACAAUUGAGAAGUAAAGAAUAGUGUGGGCAAUGCUGGAGAGGAGCAACUUUAAUUAGGUCUUUGCAUUGCCUCAAGACAAACUGAUAAACUUUUUGAUUGAAAUGGAAAAUCAAUACAAUAUGAAUAACAACCCUUAUCACAACUUUGAUCACGGAGUCGCAGUGAUGCAAGCAGUAAAUUGCUUCAUCAAGUCAUUGUCAAAACAAUUAGAUCAAUAGUUUUUCAACAAUAUUACGAAGUUUUGCUUAUUGUUGUCAGCCUUGUGUCAUGAUGUUGCUCACACAGGUAAGACCAAUGCAUACGAAGCCAAUUCAUUGAGUCAGUUGGCAAUUCGGUACCAUGACAAAGUGGUAUAUUUUAUGUUGUUAACACUUUUAUUAGAUACUGGAACAACACCAUGCGGCAACAACCAUCAAAAUCUUGAGGGAUGGCCAGACGAACAUUCUCUGCAACUUUUCUGAUUAGGAUUUCAGAACAUUUAGGAAAUAACUCAUCUCCAACAUCCUAUCUACUGACAUGCAGGAACACUUCAAGAUGCUGAAGGAAUUCGAAUCCAGAAUAGAAUAAUAUGGUAAUGAUCCUGAGGAUUUGUCUUUGUUGUGUGGGAUGAUCACUCAUGCAGCUGAUUUUAAUGGUACUGCGAGGAAAUGGCCUUAAAGUAGGUUGUGGAGUGAGAAGAUCAAUUAAGAAUAUCGGGCUUAGUAUGCUGAGGAGGGGAAGAAAGGGUAUCCUCAGUAGCCGUUCAUGAAGGAUUUGGAUAAGGUAAAUUAGAGUAUUUAAUAUCGAAGUUGCAUGUGAUGUCUAAAAAUGAAAUUGGAUUCAUCAAGGUGAUAGUGAGGCCAUUGUAUCAUCAGUUGAACUUGUUUGGCAAAGGGGCAUUUUAGGAGUGCAUGGAUAAUUUGGACGAGACCAUUUUUGAAUGGGAGAAGGUGUACUAGUAGGAGUUGAAGGCAUUGCAACAAUAGGGUAAUUGA
Paramecium octaurelia is the source of this 3001-nucleotide messenger RNA. The record is from the annotation of a GenBank genome assembly. NCBI's taxonomy places the organism in Eukaryota, Ciliophora, Oligohymenophorea, Peniculida, Parameciidae.